AUGGGACGAAAACAUAAGACGACCUCCCAACUGCCGGCCCGUCGACCUCAAACAAGGGGCUGGUCGCUUUGCAUUGUUUCUUCUGCUGUAGUAGUGGCAGGAUUUUUGAUUGUCCUCCUUCGCGAAUUAUGGGUUUCAUUUCUUUUACUGCACCCGCACGUCCCUGUUGAUAUACCUAGUCCUAUUUCACACAGAUAUCGUCUACUCACUGUGCCUUUUGAACUACCGCCCAGUCGGAAUUUCCCAACGCAUCCUGUCCAAGAAGCCGAUUCCGAAAAGCUAAAUGCUGUUACUGAAGCUUUCGAAAAAUCGUGGUCAGCUUAUCAACGAAAUGCAUGGGGAAAAGACGAAUAUCAUCCCUUGUCCAAGUCUGGAUCCAAUCUUCUUUUGCGAGAUGAUAGCCCAAUUGGAUAUACAAUCGUCGAUGCGCUCGACUCGUUAAUUAUUAUGGGAUUGAAUGAUCAGUACAUUGAGGCACGCAACUGGAUUCGUGAUGUGCUUAGCUGGGACAUCGAUGGUCGACUUAAUGUAUUCGAAACUACAAUCCGUAUUAUGGGAGGUUUACUUUCUGCUUCAUCACUUAUUUUGGAUCCACCAGGCAACAUGCUUUCUCCGUCUUUGCAAGAUUCAGAACUCUUCCUCCGUCGUGCCAAAGAGCUCGCUGAUCGUCUUCUACCCGCCUUUGAUACACCAACCGGUAUACCCAAGCGUGAAAUCAACUUACUCACUGGUGAAUCAUUUUUCGACACUGAUAAUGGUAAUUCUAGUAGCCUCGCCGAAGCUACCACCGUUCAACUUGAGUUCAAGUACCUCGCUCAGCGGACACGCAAUUACACUUAUUGGGAGAUUGCAGAAAGGCCGAUGAGAGUCGCCCGCAGGGCUACAGAGGCUUCAGGUCUCGGAAUUUUGCCAAUCUUCUUGGAUCCAGUCCGUGGCAGGUUUUACUUGUCGGAAUUUCGCUUAGGAUCACGCGGCGAUUCGUACUACGAGUACUUGGUGAAGCAGUAUCUUCUGACAAAUCGUACAGAACAGGUGUUUCGAGACAUGUACGAGUUUGCAUUCGAUGAUAUAAAAUCAAAAAUGCUUAUGAGCAACCCCGGGGUAUCUCCUCCCCUGGUGCAUACGUUAGAAAUUUAUCCAAACAAAUUAUCAGGAAUGAGUCCAAGUUGGGCCGCCCGCACCAAGCAAGACCAUCUUGUCUGUUUCUUAGGCGGUACCAUGUUAUUGAGUGCAACAGAAUUCGAAAACGGUACACUCUAUCCUCCGAAAGAGUCAUACAGUCCCACGGAAGCUGCGUAUGAAGACUGGCGUGUUGGCCAUGAACUCAUCCGUUCAUGCAUGAAUACGUAUACUGAAUCAGCAACAGGACUUGGUGCUGAAAUUGUAUUUUUCAAAGCGGAUCAUUCCACUGCUGCGAGCGGAAGACCGUGGAACAUCAAGCGGUGA
Molecule: messenger RNA, 1446 nt
Organism: Malassezia globosa CBS 7966
Lineage: Eukaryota; Fungi; Basidiomycota; Malasseziomycetes; Malasseziales; Malasseziaceae
Exons: 1
Coding region: 1-1446 (481 amino acids)
Biological process (GO): mannose trimming involved in glycoprotein ERAD pathway; carbohydrate metabolic process
Cellular component (GO): endoplasmic reticulum; membrane
Molecular function (GO): calcium ion binding; mannosyl-oligosaccharide 1,2-alpha-mannosidase activity
Source: RefSeq, a predicted model, not a curated record